ACCGACCGCCGGGGCGGGGCUCGCCAGGACACUCCCCCGCGCCGUCCCCGCCCGCGCCGGCGGCUCCGCUCCGGGAUCGGGCACCACAGUCCCCGCCGCUGCCGCCGCCGGGCUCCGCCUCAGACCGAGAGCUGCGCCCGGAGAUAAGAGGAGGGGAGUUGUGUAUCCUUUCAGCAGCCUUCUGUUAAACUUGGAAUACCACAGUUCAAGCACUUGAACAGAUGGAUAAUGGAGACUGGGGAUAUAUGAUGACUGAUCCAGUCACGCUAAAUGUGGGUGGACACAUGUAUACGACCUCCCUCACAACUCUAACGAGAUAUCCUGACUCAAUGCUCGGGGCCAUGUUCAGGGGAGACUUCCCCACUGCCAGGGACUCUCAGGGCAAUUACUUUAUUGACAGAGAUGGACCACUUUUCCGUUAUGUUCUUAACUUUUUAAGGACCUCAGAGCUCACUUUGCCACUGGACUUCAAGGAGUUUGACCUGCUCCGGAAGGAAGCGGACUUCUAUCAGAUUGAGCCCUUAAUUCAGUGUCUCAAUGACCCCAAGCCGCUGUAUCCCGUGGAUACCUUCGAGGAGGUGGUGGAGCUGUCCAGCACCCGGAAGCUUUCCAAGUACUCCAACCCGGUGGCUGUGAUCAUCACGCAGCUCACCAUCACGACCAAAGUCCACGCACUGCUGGAGGGCAUUUCAAACCACUUCACCAAGUGGAACAAGCACAUGAUGGACACCAGGGACUGCCAGGUGUCCUUCACCUUUGGGCCAUGUGAUUACCACCAGGAAGUGUCGCUGCGGGUGCACCUCAUGGAGUACAUCACAAAGCAAGGCUUCACGAUCAGGAACACCAGGGUCCAUCACAUGAGCGAGCGUGCCAACGAAAACACGGUGGAACACAACUGGACUUUCUGUAGACUGGCACGGAAAACAGAUGACUGAUUCUGACUCCACAGGAGCCACUACAGUAAUUAGCAACUUCAUUGGACAGUGAACCCAAGAGAGUCUGGAUUUUGACUAAAGCGACAAUAUGGGCUUUUUUUAUACGACUAUUUAUUGUUUAUCAGUGAGGACUGGAGGAGUUUCAUUCUCUAGCAGCUCUGUUCUUUUGUCCAGUUGAGAAAAAAAACCGUGCAUGUGCCUGUUCAGUCAAGACACCUUUUUGUUUGAAAGAGGGAGUCCGAAGAAUCAGUACAAUAGGGUAUUUUGUGUCAUUAACACAAUUCUCUGACUCGACUCAAAGUGCUAAAAUUACCUCUUGUUCAAAUGGUUUCUAAUCCAUCUAAUGCUAUGACACUGGGAGCAAGAAACAAAAAAGAUUUUAAAAUGCAGUUGGGGAGAAGCUGCUAUUGUGUAGACUAGUUUCUAAAUCAAUAAACAGUAUUGUAAUAUUCUAAGAAAACAAAUCCCACCCUUUAAAAGUACUUGAUAAGUACAGUUUCUUACAGUUAUGACAACUGUUUCUUUCUAUGCAUAUAAAUCAAGCAACCAAAUAUUAUCUGUAGCCAUGGAAAUAUGAUUACAAAUAUUUAUAUUGGAUUCUAAAUGCAAAAUGUCCCUGUGGUAGAAUUCAUAUUUUUAAUGCCUGGUGCAAUAUUAUUCCCAAGUGUAAUGCCUGCCAGAAGAAGCUAAUAAAAAUGUGAAAUACAGAAUACUGUUUUGUAUUUUC
This is a messenger RNA of Prinia subflava (tawny-flanked prinia), 1662 nucleotides long. RefSeq names its product potassium channel tetramerization domain containing 6 (gene KCTD6). Gene Ontology annotation, molecular function: protein binding. The record is from RefSeq and is a predicted model, not a curated record. The coding region runs from base 222 to 935 and encodes 237 amino acids. Gene Ontology annotation, biological process: protein homooligomerization. Lineage: Eukaryota; Metazoa; Chordata; Aves; Passeriformes; Cisticolidae. The transcript has 3 exons.